CUAGAAGCCCAUCCAGCCAUCCUUCCUGUGGGCCUGGUUGACCUGAAGCAGCUUCCAAGAUGUCCCAGCAGCAACACACUCUGCCAGUGACCCUGCCCCCGGCCCUCAGCCAGGAGCCCCUCAAGCCUGUUCCUCCUCCCGCUGAUACCCAGCAGGAGCAGGUGAAGCAGCCAACUCCACUGCCUGUCCCAUGCCAGGAGGUGCCCUCUGAGCUCCCAAGGGAAGUCCCCUUGGAGCAAGGAGAGAAACACACAACUCCUGUGAAGGGGGUGCCGGAGCAAGACUGUGAGCCCCAGCCCCAAAAGCUACAGCAGCUGGAACAGCAGCUGGAACAGCAGCAACAGCAGCAAGAGACACAGGAGCAGGAACUGCACCUGGAAGAGCAUCUGGAACAGCAGCAGCAGGAGGAGCAACAGGAGCAGAAAGGGCAGCAGCAGCAAGAGGAACAGCAUGAGGACCAGGAUGCGGAAAAGUUGGAGCAGCAGCUGGAGGAGGCUAAAGCACAAAGGGAGCAACAGCUAAAGGAGCAGCUGGGACAGGAGAAGAAGCUCCCAGACCAGCAACUGGAUGGAGAGGUAGCAAAGAGAGAUGAGCAACUGGAAAAGAAAGGAGAGCAGCUGCCGGAGCACCCGGGGCAGCAGGAGGAGCAGCCAGAGCCAGCAGAGCAGCAGGACGGGCAGCUCAAACAACCUGCAUGUGUCCCAGCUCCUGGCCAGGCCCAAGAGACCCACCCAGUCCAGCCACUGAAGGGGGAAGGCUUGCCCCCUGCAGAGGAGCAGCAGCAGAAGCAGGAGGUGCAGUGGCCUCUCAAGCAUAAGUAACCACCCCCAGAUCCCAGAGGCCCUCAGGCCACUGCACAUGAAGUGAAGAGAGAGCUGAACCAGUGGCCUCACUUACCUCAGGUCCCCCAGUCUGGACGGCCCACCUCAUCUGUGAACCUGCCUGACCCUGUCCCUCUGCUUGUCUCUGUGAUAGAGUGGGAUGAGGGAGGGGGAAGCUAUUGCCCAGCACCUACUCCUGAUGACUCCAGUCCCACCCCAUCCCAACCUCAGGUGGCCAGAGCCUCUGCCUGAAGAUAGUUACUGCAGUCGUCGCUCUGACGCCAUCCCCAGUAUUAUAGCAGAAUCUGUGAGU
Molecule: messenger RNA, 1134 nt
Organism: Eptesicus fuscus (big brown bat)
Lineage: Eukaryota; Metazoa; Chordata; Mammalia; Chiroptera; Vespertilionidae
Product: involucrin
Exons: 2
Coding region: 60-821 (253 amino acids)
Source: RefSeq, a predicted model, not a curated record